Molecule: messenger RNA, 543 nt
Organism: Anthostomella pinea
Lineage: Eukaryota; Fungi; Ascomycota; Sordariomycetes; Xylariales; Xylariaceae
Source: the annotation of a GenBank genome assembly
AUGCUCUUCCACGCACUUCUCCUCCUCGCUGCUGGCCCGCUCGCGGCCCUGGCUGCAUCGUCAUCCCAGUCCACCCCCAUCGAUGGAGUCAACACCACAUCGUCAGCCGAGGCUGAGGCCACCCCCACCGGUGAUCAGACCCUCAAUACCACUGCUGCCAAUGGAUAUGGUCACUACACCCACAGCUGCAACUUCGCAGAACUCUUCCAUGAAAACAACAAAUGGCUGAUGCAGGCGGACUGCGAGACGAAGAACCAUAAGCGGCGCUGCACGAGACUGGACCCGGAGUUGUGCUACAAGUACGACAUCAACGGCGACGGCGGCGUCGGAGAAAUCGUCGCUAGCCGAGACGGCAGGGGCUUAGUCCAUUGCGCCGACUGCAAGAUCGGGGGAAUCAACAACGAGGAGUUCUCCUGCACUUGCGGCAUGAACGACGGACAUGCCGCGACGCACUAUGUCAUUACGGACGACCUCAUCUCCAACAACGACGGCUACCUCCAGUGUUUCGACUCCAAGUCACGGGGCACUGAGACGUGCCCCUAG